Molecule: messenger RNA, 2158 nt
Organism: Trichomycterus rosablanca
Lineage: Eukaryota; Metazoa; Chordata; Actinopteri; Siluriformes; Trichomycteridae
Product: serine protease 27
Exons: 7
Coding region: 76-987 (303 amino acids)
Biological process (GO): proteolysis
Molecular function (GO): serine-type endopeptidase activity
Source: RefSeq, a predicted model, not a curated record
AUAACGGUCGCUCGGUUUCUCCAGAAUGUUGAGUUCUGGGAUGCAGGUGCUUAUUGCAGUGUUUACCUCAGGUUUAUGGCUCAUACCAGCAUGUGCGUCUCAAGACUUCUAUGUGUUUACCGAUCUUUCAUAGCAUGUGGAAGACCUUCUCUAGGGGCUCGCAUUGUGGGAGGCACCGAGGCACGAGAAGGCGCAUGGCCAUGGCAGGUAGACAUUCAGAUGGGAACGAACGGCCAUGUUUGUGGAGGAUCCAUCAUCUCCAGAUACUGGGUCCUGUCUGCUGCACACUGUUUUCCCAACCCCUCAGAUGUCUCCCCAUAUCGUCUCUACAUGGGUCGUUAUCAGCUUAACGGCAAUAACCAGUUUGAGACGUCGAGCCGUGUGAGCAGGGUCGUGGUCCCUGAUGGAUACUCAUCCCCGCAGGACGGCAAAGACAUCGCUCUUGUUCAGCUGAGCUCUCCUCUCACCUGGUCAGACAGAAUCCAACCCGUCUGUCUGGCUGAUGCCCAGCUCCAGUUUUACGGUGGAACCAUGUGCUACGUCACAGGCUGGGGAAACACUCAAGAGGGAGUCUCACUCUCAGGUAUUGGGACUCUACGGGAGGUGCAGGUACCCUUUAUUGACCGAGAUUCCUGCAACACUAUGUACCGCAUCCAGUCGUCUAGCUUUGAGACAGUAGAUAUUUUAUCAGACAUGAUCUGUGCUGGAUACAAAGAAGGUGGCAAGGACUCAUGCCAGGGGGACUCUGGAGGACCUCUCGUUUGUCCUGGUGGUAACGGGACAUGGAUCCAGGCAGGCAUCGUAAGUUUUGGACUGGGGUGCGCCCAGCGAAACAGACCUGGCGUGUACUCCAAAGUGUCAAGUUACGCCUGGCUGAUCCGCUCAACAGUGCCAGACGCCCAGCUGUUGGGUCGAGCCUGUAACUCUUCACCUCGAAGCCUUCUGGUCCUCAGUCUCGGUCUGAUGUUAAUAAUCUUGAGCUGGUAGUACACAUGCAGGUGGACUAACACUGCCGAUACUGUCCUGCAGUAUGGACGUGAUGAACUACACCCCUGCUAACCUCUGAGCCAUGUUGGGAGUAAAAUAAGGACUGUUCUGUAUAUUUACUCAUACUGUGAUUAUAAUGCAGUGGAUCAUGGAUGAUGAUGAUGAUGAUGAUUCCUGCUAAAUGAUAAAGCAAAUCAAUAAUGAAGUCUUUUAUAUUUUAUGGUGAAAUAGCAAAUCUAGUGUGUUAUUAAAUGAUUAAUGUACCACAAGCAAAUGUGACUCGCUGCCAAGCCUGAUGAAUGUCAAACUGUUUCCUACCUAAUGAGGAAAUCACUGAACAUCUUAAUGUAAACUUUUAUAACUUAUAAAAGCCCUGGAUUGUCCUAAAUGGAUAGCAUGGCACCAGUGUACUGUAAAUGUAUAUGAAACAUUUUUAUUUUUAAGGUUAUACAAGUCUGUACAAUGGUGUCAUACUCGAUCAUAAAUGAUGAAUCACUGUGUUAAAAUAAGAGCUACUGUGUAUGUGAUCACAUGAAGUGAAAUCUGUUUGUCCAAUAUGACUUGAAUGUAGAUCAGACCACAUUUUAUAAGGAAUUAAUGCACAAAAAAAAUGUUCACAAACUUUUUCAUUUUAUAAUUGGACAAUAAAGGUUGUACAUGUUUAUUGUGAAUUAUUAUUAAGUCGAUUGUGUUGCCCCGCCUCCAAUGCAUGGUCCCUGCUUUAUGUUGGUUAGGGACUGGCCUGGAUGGUUAUGCCCUGGACUGGACGGGGCACCAAUCCAAAACCCACGUCAAUUAAUUAAAAUGAGUAAAAUAUUAUAAUUAUUACGUGAAUUACAACACUGCCAUUUUCAUUUUAAAUAGCAAAAGGGGCGGCACGGUGGCUAAGUGGGUAGCACUGUCGCCUCACAGCAAGAAGGUCCUGGGUUCCAUCCCCAGGCGGAGCGGUCCGGGUCCUUCCUGUGUAGAGUUUGCAUGUUCUCCCCGUGUCUGUGUGGGUUUCCUCCGGGUGCUCCGGUUUCCUCCCACAGUCCAAAGACGUGCAAGUGAGGCGAAUUGGAGACACUAAAUUGUUCAUGAUUGUGUUCGAUAUAACCUUGUGAACUUAUGAACCUUGUCAUGAAUGUAACCAAAGUGUAAAACAUGACGUUAAAAUCCUAAUAAACAAACA